Molecule: messenger RNA, 7726 nt
Organism: Aquila chrysaetos chrysaetos
Lineage: Eukaryota; Metazoa; Chordata; Aves; Accipitriformes; Accipitridae
Gene: DLGAP4
Product: DLG associated protein 4
Exons: 7
Coding region: 5252-6103 (283 amino acids)
Biological process (GO): signaling
Cellular component (GO): postsynaptic specialization; glutamatergic synapse
Molecular function (GO): molecular adaptor activity
Source: RefSeq, a predicted model, not a curated record
UUAAUAUGGAGGGCCAUACGGACAUGCUUUCUCUGCUGCCAAUUUGGGUGGCUCUUGCUUGUCCUUGCUGUAGCCCCCGGUAUGGUAAUGCAAGGCGGCAUGUGUGGCCUGUGUGUUGGUGGUGUAGCCACAGCUUAUCCAGGGGUAUUUCUGCAAUUGCUCUGUUCAGGCUACUCCUACACUACUCUGUUGGGAUGGGCUGUACAGGACGGGGCGUAAGACUUGGCCUAGAAAUUGUUCUAGCUAUUUAAGAUGGUGCUCUCUGGUCAGGCAGCCCUGGCAGAGCAACUAUGUGGGCACUCUUCAUCUGUGGGGUGCUCAAUGGCUUCCUCCUCUGCGGCUGGCAGGCCUCUGGCCUCCUGUACCUCUGGCAGCGUGUGCCUGUGCAGCUUUGCUCUGGAGGGCAGUAAUGAGGGCCUGAGCAGCCAAAGGCCUGGGCUGCUCUUGUGCUCUCUAGUGCAUGUCUACUGUUGAACUUUUUCAUCCAUCUUCAGUGGUGGUGUCCUGCAUGAGCAGGUGUUGGUGGCAGAUGAGUUAUUUCAGCACAUGCCCAAGAGGCUGUUCAGCUGUAGAGCCAGGGGAGUCUUCUGUGAUGGUGCAAAGCUCUCGUAGCUGUGCUUGUGUGAAGAAUGCUUUACCUGUCUAGCAUGCUGUGCUCUGUGUCAGGUAUGUGUAGUCAAGAUUUCUGCUGUAAGGGCAGAGUAGGUAAACACCUGUAACAAGGCAAGCUUUAACUUGACCAAAUCUACACUACACCUAAGGAGGCUUUUGGGGAUGUCCAGCAGAGAAUAUGGGGAGAGGGAAUGAUUGUGCAGUAACUGUUGCUUUAGCACCUCCAUGCCUCCUACUGUGCUGGCAGUUUGUACAUUUGCACAAUGAACUAGAUCCUGUAAAGCAACAUCCAUGGGCAAAGCUCAGCUCUGGGGUGCAGUGCAACCUGUGCUUGCACAAGUGGUGCCAUCUAAUCUGGUAGCUCUGAAAGAGGCAUCCCAGUGGUGAGCUUGACUUGCUUGGAGAUGCUAAACACUUCUGAGCUGGUGCUGCUUGAGCAUCUGCAGCAGGUCCUGCUGCUGUCCUGAGUGUGGGAGCUUCCACUCUGCAUGGGAAAGGUGAAGUGGCACUGCCAGGUAGGAGGUGAAUGCCAGUGCCCUUUUAGUCAUCUGUUAGUGGUGAACUUGCAGUGCAGUUGCACACUCUACAUGACCAAAUAAGUAUUGGCUAAAGGAUGUGUGUAGCUGUGUUUUGGCAUGUAAAUUUGACAAGUUGAAGCACUUGCAUCUGACCUUUUAGGAAGUUAUUGUAGGUGAGUUUUAAAGUGCAUAGUAAGUUCCUGUCCCUGACAUGAGACACGGCAGCUGUGGGCUCAGGCUGCCCUAAGCAGUUUACAUGGCAUGUGCCAGCACUGAGAACUGAUCAAGCUCAAAAAAAACCACAGUCCCCAGACAUAGUAGCCUAUCCCGGUUAUUUUUCAGCUAUGUGGUUCCCUACUGCAAGUCCCUCUUGCAGCCAUGUGGACCAUGUGUCAGAAGGUAGUGUAAGGGCUGGGGUGAGCAGUCAGGAUAGGUUCUGCUCUCACGGUCAUCAGGACACUGCUCAAUUUGUGCUGGACUUGGUGUACUGAGGGGCUGGGGGAACUGGUAUGGGGUUUGUGCCUUACUUAGCUCCUGUCCAGAUUCACACUGAAAGGCAGCUUGGUUGGCAACCCUGUCAUAGGCUCCCUAGCUGUCUUGUAGCAGCAGCAGUGUUACAGUGCUUCUCAGGCUCUUUGGGCAUAUAAAUGCUUUUAGAAACAUGGAUCUCCUUGUCUGUAACCACUCCCUUUUAGUUCCUUCUUUGAAGUGGAACUUUAACUGUUAAUGUGGUAAAUAUUGGGAUGUGUAAAUACAGGCACGUGUAAAUACUGUCAAUAAGGCACAUGGUGUAGGUGUGCAAUUUCCCCACAAGGAAUAUAGCUGGGCUCCCAGGGAUGCUCAGGACUGGCUCUGACCCCAUUGGAGACUGCAAGGCAGCUGGGACACUGCUCCUGGAUGCCCUGUGAGUGUGGUCAGCCUCUGCUGCAGGCAGAGGGACCUGUCUGGGGAGCAAAAGGAGCUGCUGGGAGGCUUAUGUCACCUGAAACACCCCUUCCCAUACCUGUAAUCAGUUCGCAUCAGGAUCAUUUGAUACUUCUCAGUUAAUUGUGCUAAAAUUAUGCAGGGAACAGAAGGCACCCUCUGAUGGGCUGAGCCAGAAUUGGUUGUGUCCAAUUGUUCUGAAAGAUCAAAACCUGUGUCAAGUGCUCUGUUGUGAGCUCCCCAGGGCAUGCAGGCAGUGCAGUUUGAGGGUGAAAGGUAAUGUUCAGAAGCAGCAGGUACCUCUGCCUGCCCUUGCAGUCCCCAAGUAGUCAAAGGAUUCCUGACAGAGAGGACUGGUCUCUAAUCUAGUACUAAAUUUGCUAAUAUGCUGGUGGCUAUUUUGGGGAUAGACUGUUAACUUUACCAUUUCUAUCUGUAUUGUUUAAUGAAAACGGUCUGUAUCUUCAUAUAUAUCUAUCACUGUCAGGUUUUGUUUGGGGAGGUUAUGUAUAGGACUGGGCAGUGCAGUUGGAGGUAGGAGCUUGCAAUUUGAGGUGCAAAACUUUACUAAGAUCAGGGAAUAUGGGUUGGAGCAGGGAACCCAAGGGAAUGACAGCCCCUGCAGUCAUCGGAGCUGUACUAGGAAAACACUUAGAAACUGGGUUUGGGUUUGUACAGCCCAUCUGUGUUGUUGGUUGGGUGACCUGGGAGGUAUAUGGGUCUGUGCUGGUGUAUGUCAACAUCUGCAUGUCAAGGGCUAGGGGAAAGGUGUGCAUGGAACAGGAUGGUGCAUGGGGUUUCAAUCUGAAGGACAGAACCCCUUUGCUGGAGACCAAGGACUAUGGGCUGGAGCAGGGAACCAAGAAGAGUGACAGCCCUGCUACCACUGGAGCUUCCCACACCACUGUACAGUAGUGACUUACACAGGGAUGCUUGGUUUGUCAUUGACAAUGUGGGAAAGGGACUGCCCUGUAAACAUGCCUCAGUAACACGCUAACUGACCAAGUCCAGGAGCAGGGACCUGUUUCCUUUUAAUAUGUAAGGUACAACUUGGGCAGGCUGACCUGGCCCUCCAUGAUGCAGAGUGGUGAUGGAGCUGAUCUGCUUGCAGCCUGGAGCAGCAAAGCUCCCUACCCAGCCUGCAGGACCAAAGCACAGCUGUGCACCACCACUGAGACACCAAGGCAAGGGAAGGGUAAUCCCUGUAGGUGCUGCCUGCACAGCACAGGGUUACCAUGAAACUGCAGCAGCCCUGAUCCUGCAGCUCCUUUCCAGGGGAGUAGGACUGCAGGGCUUGGCACACCACAGCCACACAGACCUACAAGUGCCUUGGGAGGAACCUGGCAGCAGCACUAAGUUUCCCCUUCUGGGAGUGUGGCCCUCCCAGGAGGUGAAAUGGGUGGCUGGGCAGUGCUGUACAAGGAAAGAGGAUGGUGUGAGCCUCUCUGCUUAUGCCUUGGAGCAGGGCAGUGUUAUAUGUGAUAAAGCUCCUGUGCAUGUCCAUGAAGGGGCUCAGAGACAAUAGUAGGAGGGGGACCCUCAAUCAUACCCUGCUGGACUACUCCCAGGUCUAUCCCAGAGGCCAUUAGCCCAUCACAGGCCCAUCUGCACAAGCCCAGAGCAGGGACAAGCAGGGACGCACAAUGGCAGGUGGGAGCCCAAGCCAAGAACCCCUGAGCACUGAACACCCUGUCCAGGCCCCUCUUGGGGUUGUCCCAGCAGAGCCUCAGCCCUGGUGUCCAGGUGUGACACCCAUUACCAUGAGCCAUGGGGAGCACCUCCCCAGAUCACCUUUCAGACUAAGGAGAUUGCUCCCAAGGGCUGGGACACAUUAUGGGGUGCAGGGGAAAAGCAGUUUGGGAUUAGACAGGACUUAAUGCGAUAUUUAUGGGAGGAACCAAAGGUGGGACAAGAAAGGGGUUUUGAUGAUUUGGGGAGGAACAAGAGUGGGGAAUACAGGGGUAAGGGAUAAAAGGGGGUCAGUUGUGUGUAGGUAGGUGGCUGGUCAGUGCACUUGUCUGGCCAUGCUCUGCCCAGUGCAGUCUGUCCUGUCUGGACAGCAACUGGAGUAGGACUUUGCCUUCAGGGGCUUGUAUGUCCAGGGGCCAGGAACUGGGCAGAGUGAGUGCCUCAGCGCAGCUGCUGCAGGAUCCAUCUUGUACAUGUAUUUUCACUAAUAGACUUCCAUCCUGUCAAGGCAGAGACGGGAGCAGGAUGAGGCCGUUGCUGCUGUCUGUGUUUAUGUGGGUGCUCUUCUGUGACCUGCGUGGCCAGCUACAUAUAUAUGUACAUCUAGUGGAUAUGUGUGCUCUGUGUGCCUGCUGGGAACACAUCUUCAGCCUCACUACUGGUUGGAUCUGGGGACAUGGAGCAGCAGCAGCCUCUCUACUCUUGGGCUGUUGCAUCCAGAUGAUGUAUUUUCCUCUAAUGCAUAGCAGCUAGGUUUUUAAGGUACUUCACAAAUGUUUGUUCCUACCAUCAGCAUCUAACAAACUUUAUGGCUUUCCAUUUUUAUAGGAAAAAACACCAGCCUGGUCCAGACACUGAAACUUGUCAACUGAUGGGACAAAGAACUGAGACACUUGGCUGUACUAGGACACUAAAACAUAGGGUUUAGCCAAAGAAAAUUUCCCCAACGUGGAGGCUUACACCUGCCAAACCCUGUAGCAUUCUUGGGAGGCUUUUCUAUACCUCUUCUCCAUUUCCAGCCUUUCACACAUCACGGUUCAUCAUGCCUAGUGGCAUAUAAAAAGACUCCACCUCCUGUCCCACCUCGGACCACAUCAAAGCCGUUCAUCUCUGUCACUGUGCAGAGCAGCACUGAAUCGGCACAGGACACGUACCUGGACAGCCAGGACCACAAGAGCGAGGUCACCAGCCAGUCAGGACUCAGCAAUUCUUCGGACAGCUUGGACAGCACCAGGACACCCAGUGUGACAAGGGGAAGCGUUGUGACUCCAGCAAGAGAGACUCCAGAGUUAUCCCAGAAAAAUGCAACUUUGAAAAGUGACAAAGGGACUCUGACUAGCGAAGAGCCUAAAGUGGAGAGUAUCCCCAAAAGAAAGCUGUCAUCUAUAGGAAUACAAGUUGACUGCCUUCAGCCAGUGGCAAAAGAGGAGCCUCCUCCACCAGCCACCAAAUUCCAGUCCAUCGGGGUACAGGUAGAGGACGAGUGGCGAAACAGCCACUCUCGCAGCAUGUCCUCCAAACAGGACACAGACUCUGACACACAGGAACCUAAUAAUUCUAGCUGUAAAUCAUCUGAGAGAAGCCUUGCUGAGUGCCCCCAACUCAACAACUCCGUUGGUGUUGAUGCCACCACCAGGCAACCAGCCAAGCCCUCACAGAUUAAGAGAAACCUCUCCUAUGGAGAAAACAAUGACCCAGCCCUGGAGCCUUCCUCUCUCCCUCCUCCUGACCCCUGGCUUGAGAUGUCCUCCACCUCACCAUCGGAACCCACACAGACAGGAGCCUGCCGGCGGGAUGGGUACUGGUUUCUGAAGCUGCUGCAGGCAGAAACAGAGCGGUUAGAAGGCUGGUGCCGCCAAAUGGACCAGGAGACCAAAGAGAACAAUCUCUCUGAAGAAGUCUUAGGAAAAGUCCUGAGUGCAGUGGGCAGUGCACAGUUACUAAUGUCACAGAAGUUCCAGCAAUUCCAUGGCCUCUGUGAACAAAACUUGAACCCUAAUGCCAAUCCCAGACCCACAGCCCAGGACCUAGCUGGGUUUUGGGAUCUCCUGCAGUUGUCCAUUGAAGAUAUCAGCAUGAAGUUUGAUGAGCUGUACCACCUGAAAGCUAAUAGCUGGCAAUUGGCAGAGACACCGGAGAGAAAGGAAGAGAAGAAACCACCCCCUCCAGUGCCAAAGAAGCCAGCCAAGUCCAAAUCUCAACUGAACCGGGACAAAGCCUCUGAUUCAGACAAGCAGCGCCAGGAAGCUCGCAAGCGUCUUAUGGCGGCCAAGCGGGCUGCCUCUGUCCGGCAGAACUCGGCCACAGAGAGCGCAGAUAGCAUUGAGAUCUACGUACCUGAGGCACAGACCCGCCUUUGAGCAAAGGGGCAAAGGAAGGAACCGCGUGGUUUUUAUAAGUCAUUAAAAAGGAAAAAAAAAAAGGUUCUCUCUAAACUAGUGUGAUUUAUUCAGUCUAGAGACAAUGAGCCAUCCUUGAAAAGGGCUCCUGAGUUGGCUUUUUUCUCUCAGCUUUAAGUAAUGAAGAUUUUAAAAAAAAAAAAAAUCAACAACAAAAAAAAGAAAAAAUACCCCUCGUUUUCUCACUGGCUGUGGUGUUGCUGAAUGGACUGAACAGACUCCUGGAAACUCCAGUCCCUCGACUUGGAACUUCAGUCUUUUUACUUGUUCUAUCUAAUGAGAAUUACUAGCUUGUUUACAAGAAGAGGACAAGAAAACAUGAAGCCUUGAGCACUUGCCAUGCUGUGUUCUUCCUCCUCAGUUCUGUUCUUCCUUCUCAUCCUUUAUUUUUUCCUCCUUCUGCUUCCUUUCUCCCACCCUUUGCAUGGCUUCGUUUACCGUGUUAGAAAUAACCUCUCUUCCACAGAGGUCCUGAAGAGAACACCCUUUCAGUGUGUACUACUAUUGCACUCUGCUAGCAAGCAGCCUUUCUUGGGUUUGUUUUUUUUUUUUCUUUUGAUGGGGAUAUUGGGGUGGGGGGAGGAUGGCUGGGCAGGGACAGGGCAAUGGGUUUGUAUUCCUCUGUUUUAUUGAAGUGAGAGGGUGACAGGGUCUGUGGAAUGUAAUGCAGAGUUGUUGAAACAUAGCCCAGAACCAAUGUGCAAUAAGCUGGCAAAGGGGGAAGGGACAGCACUUGGCUGGCUGAUCCCAAGAGAGCAGUACCCUACUCCAGGCACAGGAGGGGAGCUGAAGGACCACAGAGCAACUAUGGGCAUGAUCCACACACACUUCACUUUGAUUUUUCUCCUCUUCCCUUUACAAAAUUAUUUUCCUUGAAUUGCUUGUUGAGAAAGAAGCUGCUACACUGGGGGACCUGUUUCAAAGUGGAGGGGGGAGGGCUGGGGAGAGUGUAAUGGUAUUUCAAGGUGGGAGGACUGGGUUUUGUACAAACAGGAAGGCACAGGUAGCUGGUGGGUAGGCUGCCUGCCUGUAUGUAUGUGUACAUAUGCACAUAUACACUUAGUAGUACCUGUACAUUUAAUUCAUACACACAUAUACAUGCCCAUAUGCACAGUGCAGAUGGUGUACUAAAAGCACCUUGGUGAGAAUGGGCAUAUGUAUAGCAUAUAUUUUUACAUGUACUAUAUCUAGAUGUGUGUAAAAGUGUGUGUAAAAAUAUAUACCCUGUGUGUAAUCAGAUGACUAUUUUUUUCCUUAUCUCCCUGCUCUCUGGGUAGAGGAAAGUUUGCUAAAUAUUUUUUAGCCCAUUUUCCCGUUUGUAGGUCUCCUUUUCAGUCUGGCUUCUUGAAGCUAGAACUGCCACCAUCAAAUUCUUUGCCACCCCCUCAAACUAAGCAUUUGGCCCCAUCUUGAGUGAUCUUGCUGGGGAUUGAUUUUUUUUUUUUUUUUUUUUUCCUUUACUUGCUUGAAUGAGUUGGGUGAUUGUGUGCUACUUUCAGGGGGUGGGGGUAGAAUCCCAGAGAAGUUUCAGCAAGGGUGCUGGUGAUCCAGAAGGCAAAAAAUAAAUAAAAGUGAAAUCCUGAA